UCCUUCUCUUGACGAUGACUUCCUCUCCACACCAUUCGUUUUAGGACACAUGAAUUGACAUCAGAGAUAAGGGAUUUGAGCUCCAAAACUCAGGAGCUCUCACUCUCUUGUCGGCCCAGAGAGGUUUCAACCCACAAAACGCAGAAGAUCGUUUUUGUUGCAGGUUGGAACUUGGAAGGAAUGAUGGCAGCUUAAUCGGUCGGAUCGAUCAUUUAUCACCAAUCCUACUUUCCCUUUCUGGAUUUCCUGAUUUCGUUCAUCCGAUUGCGAAACAGUGGUCGGACCAUUUGGUUCGUUCGUUACAGAUCCCUCUCCACUACCCAUCAUUGGCUGUCGCGAACUUUACCUUCUGUAACCUCAAGGUUCCACUUUGUAAAAGACAAAAUCGCAGCCUUUGUUUGGUCUGGCUCUUCUGCUUUCCAUUCUCCGAUUCUCCGAUUCUCCUUACUGUUAGUUGUGACUUCAAACUAACUUUCAAAGGUCCUCUCUCUCUCUCUCUCUCAAUGCUUAUAAGAAGUAAAUACAGCAAUGUGAGACACCCUUCUUCAUUAUUGGGAUGAUGAUUUCGCUUUCAUUAAUCAAAUACUGGAGGUUGUUUUCUUGGUAAGUUGAAAGCUCUUGGGAGUACUGACUCAUUCUGUUAUUUGAAUGUGAUGAGGGAGCAAAAAGGACUAUAGCAGGUUGGAAACAAUGGUGAAAUGUAGCAGGUGUUGCUUGCAUUGCUCAAUGAAGAUGGUCAACCUAGUAGUCAUCUUAUUUGGGGUUGUGAUUAUUGUUUACUCUCUUUGGCUGUUGAAGAGGUGGGAUGAAGGAAUUAGAGAAAAGUGUUCUAGAUCCACUAUUCCUAAACCAUGGUUCAUCUACACAAGUCUGGGUGAGGGAAUUGUUGUGUGCUUGAGCAUGCUCUCUGGCCACAUGGUUGCUUGCCGUAUCAGUUCUUGCACUCUUUUAACUUACGUAGCAUCUGUUUGCUCCCUUCUUUGCCUUCAAACGGUGGCAUUUAUUUCUAUUUUCUACAAGAUUGACUGGAAUGAAAAAAUCUCCAAAUACAUUGAUGUACAAGAUGAGAUAUUUGGCAACUUUCUGAGAUUGAACUUUACUGUUUCUCGCGUGCUCUUGAUUGUGAUCUUAGCUGCACAGAUCAAUGCUGUUAUAGUUGCAUUCAUUCUAUGGGCCACUGGACCAGAACCAAGGAGUAGUCACUGUCGCAUUUCCGACUUGCCUGAACUUAAGCAAUCCUUUCUGGUGUUACCUGACUCCCCUGUUCAACUUAGUGGAGGGAGUUCAAUUGGAAGGAAUUUUGAAGCUUAGCAAUGAGAAAGGGAAAGGAUAAAUCAUAAUUCCACUAACUAUCUACUUUAAUGACAAAGAAAAGCCUCAUUUAAACAA
This is a messenger RNA of Macadamia integrifolia, 1389 nucleotides long. Its product is annotated as tetraspanin-19-like. Bases 691 to 1311 code for a protein of 206 amino acids. The record is from RefSeq and is a predicted model, not a curated record. The transcript is spliced from 6 exons. Lineage: Eukaryota; Viridiplantae; Streptophyta; Magnoliopsida; Proteales; Proteaceae.